Messenger RNA from Acaromyces ingoldii, 333 nucleotides. RefSeq lists its product as hypothetical. The transcript has a single exon. NCBI's taxonomy places the organism in Eukaryota, Fungi, Basidiomycota, Exobasidiomycetes, Exobasidiales, Cryptobasidiaceae. The record is from RefSeq and is a predicted model, not a curated record. Bases 49 to 294 code for a protein of 81 amino acids.
CCCUUUUUUCCUUGUUGCCCACACAGUUCCAAUCCAACGGCAGGUCCAAUGCCUGCUACUCGUGCAACCAGGGUGAGUGUCUCUCUCUCCAUCUCUGAGCGUCAUUGCCUGCGCCUCCAUCUCGUGUGUGAACCAGGAGGCGCGGGCGGCUUUGGAACUUUCUUUGUGCUUGUCGGCGGCGUGGCUGACAAGGACCCUUCUGCUCUUGGGGAUGUUUUGAUCAGAGGGACACAGGGCUGCCGACUGCCCGAAUGGCCCCAGCAGCGCUGGGCCUACCUGGUGAGUUCCAUUUGAACUUUGCGGCCACGAGAGGUGAGCUGACAUAUGCCUUAC